GCCUGCGCACAAUGCACGACGAGCCGAGACGCUCAUGGACAGCAUUCCCACGAGAUCAUCUCGAACGGCGAGGGCUUCUGGACUCCAACCGGUACCACGUGUCGUUCCCACGCCAGAGAGCCAACUCACACAGCAGCUCCCCCUCCCAUUCGCCAUCAUCGUUUUUCCGUUCAGCAUAGCGUACUCCCUUCUCCAGCGACUGUUUGGCGGCAUUGGCUACGUCUUCCCUUUCCUGCCACGACUCCUCGCUCGCUUCUGGUCGGGGAGAACGUCACGACCCUCACGAGAUGCAUCUCGAAGACCGCUGGCGCCGAGGGAUACGGCAGCACGGUUCAUUAGGGAGUUUGAAGAGGAGUAUGGGGUGGAGCAUGGCACACUGCCGUUCCAUGAAGGCGGGUAUGCGCAGGCAUUCGAUAUCGCCAAGAGAGACUUGAAGUUCCUUCUCGUGGUGCUGCUAUCUCCAGAACACGACGACAAUGCAGGGUUUGUGAGUGAAACAUUGCUAUCACCAGAGCUCGUGGAGUUUGUAAAGGCUUCAAGCAACAACAUCAUCCUGUGGGCUGGGACAGUGCAAGACGCAGAGGCAUAUCAGGUCAGCACCGCGUUGAACGUGACGAAGUUCCCCUAUACUGCACUUGUCGUACACACGCCAUCAGUGUCAUCAACAGCAAUGUCAAAAAUAGCGAGCUCGGCAGGCCCGGUUCCUGCGCAGGAAUUGAUCACAAAGUUCCAGACGGCAAUGCAAAGUCAAAAUACGGAAUUGGAUAGAGUACGGCGGCAGAGACAGGAGCAACAGGCUACAAGGAAUCUACGACAGGAGCAAGAAACCGCAUACGAGCGAUCAUUGGCUAUGGAUCGUGAAAAGGCAAGGAAGAGAAAGGAGGAACAAGCAGCAAAGGAGGAAGCUGAGCGUGUACGAAAUGAAGCGGUGGAACGCAAGGCUCGAAACGCACGAAACCUGGCGCAAUGGAGAAGGUGGAGAGCCCAGAGCAUUCCUGCAGAGCCGGGCGCCGAGGUCAAGGACGCUGUUAGGAUGAGUCUGAGGAUGCCAUCUGGAGAGCGUGUGAUACGAAAAUUCGGACCUGAUGCGGAACUGGAGGAGCUAUAUGCUUUUGUGGAGUGCUAUGACGAGCUUCAGGACAUCUCUGAGAAGACGGUGCCGGAGCCGCAGGGAUACGAACAUACAUACAAAUUCAGACUUGUGUCGCCAAUGCCGCGCGAGGCAUACGAUGUAGAUGGGAAGGGCACCAUCCGUGACAGGAUUGGGAGGAGUGGGAAUCUCAUCGUCGAGAAGAUUCUUGGUGAAGACGAUGAGGAUGAAGAUGACGAGGACGAUGCAGAGUAGACCCUUGGAAUGUUGCGGACUCUUAUACAAACCUCCAUCCCAGGAUCAGGCGGAAAGCGCACCCUCCACAGGCUCGUGAAGCAGAUUUUUGCUGUAGCAUACUAACUGCGCACGCGAUGCCCAAGCUUGGUAUAGCUCGAACGACGGAGAGGACAAGAAUGAAGCUCGUACCAGCUACCGCGUCGCUACUACAAUGCCACAAAAAGAGGCACACGGGAAGAAAGAUCGGCGAUGCUCACGCUCGUCCGUCCUCGUGAGCAGAGCUGGCUCUCUCCCUCAUUGUGCGAACUCUUGCCAUGUACACCCACCGUCCAUGCCUACACGGGGCUUUGCUUUUCGACAUCUGAAGCCACCAUACUCCGUAGCUAGGGUUCGGAAUGAACUUGUUCAACGUUGGCCCUGACAUUUACACAAAACAAGUCUGCUGGGUAUGCUACUUCACAGGCGACGAUGAAGGUUGUCAAUACUUCUGUCCAUCAUAGCCAUGUAAGGGACGUCAACUACUGCGCAGUACUUUCCGCCUGUGCCGACAAGCUCCAAUGUACUGAAUACACCCAUGCGCUGGUGGCCAGGAUGUGAAAACUCCAACGCAAUAAGAAGCUGUUGAGCGCCCGAUCUGGAGCAGCCGAAUCGGCUAGUGAAGAAUCUAGUCCUGUAGUACUUGUGCUCGAGCACUGCCUUGUUGUGCUCUAGGUCCAUUUCGAUGCUAGAGUGUGGAAAAGGCUGGGGGACCAAACUGGUGCGGGGCUUAACGAGGCGGGCCCGGGCCAGACGGCGCGGUUGGCCUUCAAACUUCGUGAUCCGCAGUAACUUGGUGCUGUAGACCACUUUGCUGAAUUCUGUUCUAGUCUGAUGAUCUACGGGGAACUGUCAGCGACUCGAGAGACUCUACUGUCCAGCUGUAAGGCUCCAGCCUAUGUGAGAAAACACGUACUUGCGCGCAAGAGCCCUGGUGUUUUGCAAGGUCCGAUGUCUCGAAGAUGAUAGAAUGCUGCGAAGUAAUAGAUUAGAUCUCUCAUCUCGCGUGGCAAGUCGAGAAGGUUUUUGCAUGGAAUCGCGUCGGGAACUUCUUCAGCCUGGAGAAUGAAAGCCAUGUUGCCCUUUUCGAGGUGUGUUCCUGGUGAUCAGGAAGGUGGUAGUGGUUGUUGUUGUUGUAUGUUGGACGAAGAUCAAGACGCGGAAACCAAUUUAUAAAGUCGUGAAGUGAAAAGUGAAGCCGACGAAUAUUCACAGAUGCUAUUAUGUACUUAGGCCUCCAGGACCGC
Messenger RNA from Sphaerulina musiva SO2202, 2610 nucleotides. RefSeq lists its product as uncharacterized. NCBI's taxonomy places the organism in Eukaryota, Fungi, Ascomycota, Dothideomycetes, Mycosphaerellales, Mycosphaerellaceae. Gene Ontology annotation, cellular component: endoplasmic reticulum. The transcript has a single exon. Gene Ontology annotation, molecular function: ubiquitin binding. The record is from RefSeq and is a predicted model, not a curated record. Bases 35 to 1345 code for a protein of 436 amino acids.